UAUGCGGAGAAGUUCAGAUUGAAUUUACAAAACUGAAGUAUGUAUCUGUUGUGUGUGAGCAAUUUCAUGUGACUGUUUGAGUUUACUGAAAGCUUCAUAUAUGGGCAACGGAACUUUGAAGUUUUGACAUUAUUGUCGUAAAAUAUCGUCAUGCUAUUAACAAGAACAAGUAUGCAAUAACUAUUGCAAUUCAUUUAAACAUGUAUUGUAACCAAUUGUGUACACUGCCAAGUUUGCAGGCCUAGUAACAUUUAUUAAUUGUCCCAUCGAAUCAUGGCUCUACGUCGAAAGAAAAACUUGAAACUGCAAGUCUCCGAAGGGACUCCUAUGCCCGUUACUCCGCCAAGAAAUCUAGAUAAGAGGACUACUAUAACAAUCGGAGAAAGUACAUUUGUAGUAGAAGCAGAUGAUUUAGAAACUAUCUGUAUUCUGGGACGUGGAGCGUACGGUAUUGUGGAUAAAGUACGACACAAACAAAGCGGUACCAUUAUGGCGGUCAAGAGAAUAACGGCAACAGUUAAUACGCAGGAGCAAAAAAGAUUGCUUAUGGAUUUAGACAUAUCUAUGCGUAGUUCAGCCUGCCCGUACACGGUACAAUUUUAUGGAGCAUUAUUUAGAGAAGGCGAUGUUUGGAUCUGCAUGGAGGUUAUGGAUAUGAGCCUCGAUAAAUUUUAUACAAAAGUGUAUAAACAUGACCGUGCCAUUCCUGAGGAUAUCUUAGGAAAAAUUGCUUUCGCAGUAGUCAGUGCAUUGCAUUAUUUGUAUUCGCACUUACGUGUGAUUCAUAGAGAUGUAAAGCCUAGUAAUAUUUUAAUUAACCGGAAAGGAGAAGUAAAAAUUUGUGACUUUGGUAUUUCUGGUUAUCUCGUAGAUUCUGUUGCUAAAACAAUCGAUGCUGGUUGUAAACCAUAUAUGGCUCCAGAAAGGAUAGACCCGUCGGGUAACCCUUCACAAUACGACAUCAGAUCUGAUGUUUGGUCAUUAGGUAUAUCUCUUGUUGAAUUAGCAACAGGAAAGUUCCCUUACGAAUCUUGGGGUACACCUUUCGAGCAACUCAAACAAGUGGUAAAAGAUGAAGCACCGAAAUUACCAGCUGACAAAUUUUCUGCUAAUUUCGAAGAAUUUAUUGAUAAAUGUUUAAUGAAAGAUUAUUCACGCCGUCCGAAUUACAAUCAGUUACUGGAGCUUAAUUUUAUCACAGAACACGCUACAAAAACCACAAAUGUUGCUGAUUUUGUUGGAGAAAUUUUAGACUUACCUGAAGACGAGCAGCCUGUGUAGCAUACAACUAUUUUUGACAUGAUGUACCACAUGACCUGUAAUGUAACUUCGUAUUGUGUAUCGAAGUUAUUUAAUCGAUUUUCUAUAUCCAGUUUUAUGAAUCGUAUCGUUGAGUCAUCCGAGCGACCUAUGUGAAUUUCAAUCUACCGUUAAAAGAGAGGAUACGUAGAACUUUUGUGCAAAAAAUUCCCAUCAACAGUUCAUUCUUUUUUUCAUUUGUUCAAUAUGAAAUUUCAACAUGAUUCUUCAUAUUAAUCCUCCUGAGAGAAACUAAUAGAUAUUCUACAAUAAAGAAGUAAAGAGAGAGAGGGAGACAGAGAGAGAUGUGUAAAUAUAUGCAAAUAUUUUCUACGUGAUGUAACAAUAGUUUGUCACUGUAGCAAUAUAGGGAAGUUCAAAUUAAAAAAAAAAAAAACUUUACUUGAUCAUUGCGUAGUACUGUACACACAAGUCGAGAUGUAAUCGCUAGCGGAACAUAAUUAUGCAGUAAUGCACCUGUAAUAAAAAGGUUAUACUCUA
Molecule: messenger RNA, 1800 nt
Organism: Megalopta genalis
Lineage: Eukaryota; Metazoa; Arthropoda; Insecta; Hymenoptera; Halictidae
Gene: lic
Product: dual specificity mitogen-activated protein kinase kinase lic
Biological process (GO): protein phosphorylation; stress-activated MAPK cascade
Molecular function (GO): MAP kinase kinase activity; ATP binding
Source: RefSeq, a predicted model, not a curated record